AUGCUAUUAUAUAUUUAUGGGUACAUAAUUGAUUUUAUAAUAUUUCAAAAAAUUAAUGGUCAACUAUAUAAAUUUAGAUCAGCUGGAUAUAAUGGAACAAUAAAUAAUAAUGAAAUUAUCAAUUAUGCAUUGGUUUGUAAGAGUUGGUUCAAAAUGACUAGAUUAUCGUUAGAAUUAAGUUUAACCUAUUUAUGUUUUGACUUUUUUAAACCUUUAAUGGCAAACAAUAUCAAUAAUAGUCAGUUCAAAAUAAUAAAAAAUCCAAAUUUUAGAUUAUUUCAUUCAUAUAAAGAUUACUACGAAUUUGUUAAUAAUAAUGAUGAUUUUAAUAAUAGUAAUAAUAAUAAUUUAAAGGUUUUAAUAAAUAUUGAAGGACCAAUUGAAGAUUUUAAUCCUUAUAUAGACUAUCCAAAUAUUAAAUUUCAAGAUAAUGUCGAAUUUGAUUUCAAAAUUAAUUAUGGAGUUAAAGAUGUUUUAAAUAAAAUCAAUAAUUUAAAAAUCAAUAAAAUCGCACUGGUUGGAAUGUUACCAGCAAAUUUUUUGACACAUAGAAAAGAUAGAAUGGAUAUAGUUAAAAAACUUUUACCAAAAAGGGUAGAAUAUAGAGAAUCAUUUUCACACACAGAUUACACCAAUAUAUUUGAAAUGGAAUCUCUUCAAUUUAUCGAGAUUAUAGGUGGGGAUCAUGUAGAGCCAAAAACAUUAGCAAGAAUCAACAACGAAAAGACAAAGCUAGAAACUGCGAAUAUUCCCAUAUAUUUUCACGAUAUUAUUAGGGCAGUUAAUGAGGUAGAGUUACCAACUACAAAUAUCUAUACAAAGAAGAUAUGUAGAAACCUUUGUCAAAAUAUCGAAUUCCCCAGCCACAUUAGAAAUCAAGUAAAGAAUGAUUUUGUAAUGAUGAUCAAUACACUAAGUGAAAAUAGAACUAUCAAAUGCUUAUUUCUAAUAAAUAUCUGUUACAAGGGCGAAUGCAAUAUUGAUAACCUGGACUACUCUUUUGUUACAAACUCAUUAAAAUCACUAAUAUUAAAUAAUAGAACAAUCAAAGAUCUUGGUCUUCAUUAUUUCGAUUUUAUGGAUAAUAAUAUAAUUUCAGCACUCAAAGAAACAAGAACACUCAGAACUUUAACAAUAGUGCCAAUUAAAACCAAACUACUCGAAUCAAUAACAACUAUUAUAGAGCAAAUUGUGUCCCACAACAAAUCGAUCAGAGAUUUAAAUUUUUUUAAUUUAGAUUGGACUGAAGUUGAAGAUUUGUAUAAAAUAGUCGAAAUUUUCAAAAACAAUUCAAAAUCGAUUCAAUUAUAUUCAGUGGUAUUUUUAUUUAGAAAAUAUACAGCCGAUUCAAGUUUCGCACAUUUUGAACUAUUCAAAGAUAUCUCAAAUAAAUUAUUUGAUCUUCAUUUAAAUAUAUACGAAAUUAAUAUUUACUCUUUGUUUGAAGGUAGAAAAAUACAAUUUCAAAUUUUAAAUAAUAAAAUAUUUAUUUACAAAUAA
Molecule: messenger RNA, 1500 nt
Organism: Dictyostelium purpureum
Lineage: Eukaryota; Evosea; Eumycetozoa; Dictyosteliales; Dictyosteliaceae
Exons: 1
Coding region: 1-1500 (499 amino acids)
Source: RefSeq, a predicted model, not a curated record